AGCCGCCGGGCGGAACCGGAGCCACACACCGCCGCAGCUGUCAGACGGUGCUGGCGUCUCGCCGGAUGGGCUCGGGACCUUCUUGCUUCUCCGUUCCAGCCGGUCAGCUCGGGCCUCGGUUGAUCCUCACCGUUUGAAGGAUGAACAAACAGGAAAUGGCGGACGAAGCUCUCUUUCAGUUGCUUCACACCGAGAUGGUUUCUUACGUUUAUAAAUGGGCGGAACAGGGAGAGAUGGAAAGUGGAAGAUAUGUCACUAAGCUGGAAAACAUGGGAUUCCGAGUAGGUCAAGGACUAAUAGAAAGGUUCACUAAAGAUACAGCACGAUUCAAGGAUGAAUUGGAUGUUAUGAAGUUCAUUUGUAAAGACUUCUGGACAAGUGUAUUUAAAAAGCAGAUCGAUAAUCUUCGGACCAACCAUCAGGGUAUUUACGUGCUUCAAGACAACAAGUUCCGGCUCUUGACUCAGAUGUCUGCAGGGAAACAGUAUCUAGAACAUGCACCCAAGUACUUGGCAUUUACUUGUGGGUUGGUUCGAGGUGCCUUAUCGAACUUGGGAAUUAAAAGUAUUGUGACUGUAGAAGUUACUACAAUGCCAGCAUGCAAAUUCCAAGUAAUGAUACAAAAGAUAUAGGAAGUUAAUGUCAAAGGUGCUGCUAUUGUUGGUAAAACAUUAUUUACAAUAUCUAAGUGUUAUUCUGUAAAAUGGCAUUGUGAUGUUUUGUUUACAUGUAUGUUCAGGCAUUAAAAGAGACUUUUAUAAUAAACUUAUUAUAGUAAUGCUAACUGGCAUUACUGGAAUAAAAAUCCACUUCAAAUUAGAAUAAUGGAAUUUGAGUCUUAGUCACAUAUUGUAAGUAUUAUUAUGUAUGAAGUGAAGUUCUUCAGUGUUCAAACUGAAAAAGGAAUGUUGUUUCACUUAAACUCCAGUUAUGAUCUAUAUGUGCUGAAAUUCAAGACAAAAUGUUGGAAACAAGUGUGUUCUGCUGGUGUUCUAGAAGGUCUCUGAUUAUUUAAAUAUACUUGUUUCUUAUUUUCAUAGUAUUUUCUAUUUUGUGACCAAGUACGCUGAUUUACUAUCUGUGCAUUUGUUACAAUUUGGGUAUUGAAAAAGUGGAAUGGUUUUCAUCCAUUUCCCUGCAAGAUGAGUGCAAAAAUGAUGUUGGUAAGAGAUUACCUUUGUGAGUUGUGCAGAGAGAGGACUAUAUGGGGUUUGAUAUUUCCUUGUAAAAAUUGUCAAACUAAAAUUUAUUGCCUAUGCCAGUGUUACUGUAUUUUCCCUAGGGACUUGUAUUCAUGGAAAUAAGGUAUUUAACUUGACUAUGAAUGUUGGGGAGAUGAUUAAUAUUGACCUGAAUAAAUUAUUUCAUAAAGAAUUAAGAUCUAAAAAGUGGGCAGAGGGAGGAAAGAAUAAUUAUUUGUUCCAUAGACUUGCAUUAGAAUAUCUGAGUAUGAAUGUUAUUUGGGUGUUCAGCCACGCAAUAAAAUCUUUACUGAUCUGUGACCUAAUUCCACA
This is a messenger RNA of Hypanus sabinus (Atlantic stingray), 1514 nucleotides long. RefSeq names its product trafficking protein particle complex subunit 6B (gene trappc6b). NCBI's taxonomy places the organism in Eukaryota, Metazoa, Chordata, Chondrichthyes, Myliobatiformes, Dasyatidae. Gene Ontology annotation, cellular component: trans-Golgi network; cis-Golgi network; TRAPP complex. The record is from RefSeq and is a predicted model, not a curated record. The transcript is spliced from 6 exons. Bases 141 to 632 code for a protein of 163 amino acids. Gene Ontology annotation, biological process: endoplasmic reticulum to Golgi vesicle-mediated transport; regulation of GTPase activity.